AUGCCCCCGUCCCCCGCCGUCGCCCGCGCCGUGGACGAUCUCGCCCAAGACCUCCGUCGCGGUCGAUACGACGCCGUCCAAGCGCGCGCGUUGGCCAAACGCGUCGCCGAGACCUUGAUCGCCACCGUCGCCACGGCCUCGAGCGAGGCCUCGCUCGAUGACAUCGUUCGAGCGACGCGUGAGGUCGGUGGCGCGCUCGCGGUGGUGAAACGCGAACACUUUUUAGUGGGCAACGUCGCCCGACGCAUCCUGCGCGUGAUUCGCGACGAAGGCGCGCGCGCGGCGGCGGAUCGGGCGAACGCGAACGCGGCGGGCGACGGGACGACGCGGACGCCAGAGGCGAUGAGUAAAAAGCUCAAGGGCGACGUGAUCGACACCGCGCACGAGGUGACGGAGGAGAUGGAGGCGGCGGCGUCGCACGUGGCGGCGCAGUCGGGGGAUUUCGUGACGAGUGGCGCGGUGGUGAUGACGACGCCGAGCGCGGGGGCGGGCACGGGGUUGACGGAGGCGUUUCUGAGAGACGCGAUGAAAAAGCGAGGCGGUGAGGGAUUCGGUGUGAUCGUCGCGGAGGGCGCGCCGAGGUGCGAUGGACACGCGAUGGCGAGGAGUUUGGCCGAGCGAGGGGCGAAAGAUGUGAGCGUGAUUUGUGAUAGCGCGGUGUACGCGACGAUGCCAAACGUAAAGUUGUGCGUGUUGAGCGCCGUCGGCGUCUUAGCGGACGGUACCGCGCUCACGAGGAGUGGGGCGUAUAACAUCGCGCUCGCGGCAAAGGCGCACUCCGUCCCGGUGAUCGUGCUCGCGGGUUCGUACGUGAUCAGUCCGAAAUCGCGCGACGAGGAUGGGUUCGAUCGAGCCGUCGGUCUCGGUUCGCCGGCGACGGCGCUCGGGUACGGAGAGAAAGGGGCCGAUCCCGACGCCGUCGUCAUCAAUCCCGCGCUCGAGUACGUCCCGCCUGAGCUCAUCUCCGUCUUCGUCACCGAUCACGGCGCGCACUGCCCGGGUUUCAUCAAGGUUUUGCUCGACGAAAUGUACUCCCCGCUCGACGUCAAGUUACUCGAUGGCUAG
This is a messenger RNA of Ostreococcus tauri, 1065 nucleotides long. Its product is annotated as Initiation factor 2B-related. Bases 1 to 1065 code for a protein of 354 amino acids. The record is from RefSeq and is a predicted model, not a curated record. Gene Ontology annotation, cellular component: eukaryotic translation initiation factor 2B complex. Gene Ontology annotation, biological process: translational initiation. Gene Ontology annotation, molecular function: translation initiation factor activity; guanyl-nucleotide exchange factor activity. NCBI's taxonomy places the organism in Eukaryota, Viridiplantae, Chlorophyta, Mamiellophyceae, Mamiellales, Bathycoccaceae. The transcript has a single exon.